AUCAUCCUGGCACAGGCCCUGCCACAUCCUGGAUCCACAGCUGCCAGUGGGACUCCUGAAGAGCAUUUCCGCUGAAAACCUACAGCAGCACAAAGGAUGGGGUACAAUUUGUCCUAUGGAAAACUGCCAGACGAUCACCUCAGCCCAGACAACAGCACCUCGCCCAACGCCAGCUCCCCCGGGAACUCCACUCACGACGAGUUCACCACCAUCGUCCUGCCCGUGCUCUACCUGGUCAUCUUCCUGGCCAGCCUCCUGCUGAACGGCCUGGCAGUGUGGAUCUUCUUCCACAUCAGAAACAAAACCAGUUUCAUAUUUUACCUCAAAAACAUCGUGGUUGCAGACCUGCUCAUGACACUGACGUUCCCGUUCAAGAUCAUCCAGGACUCGCAGCUGGGGCCGUGGCACUUCAACUCCUUCCUGUGCCGCUACACCACGGUGCUGUUCUACGCCAACAUGUACACCACCAUCGUCUUCCUGGGGCUCAUCAGCAUCGACCGAUACCUCAAGGUGGUGAAGCCCUUUGGAGACUCUAGGAUGUACAGCAUCACCUUCACCAAGAUCCUGUCGGCCUGCGUGUGGGUGGUGAUGGCCUUCCUGGCGCUGCCCAACCUCAUCCUCACCAACGGCUACCCCACCAGGAGGAACGUCGACGACUGCCUGAAGCUGAAGUCUCCCCUGGGGGUCAAGUGGCACUCGGCUGUCAUCUACAUCAACACCUGCAUGUUCGUGGUGGUGCUGAUAGUGCUGAUAGGGUGUUACAUUGCCAUAUCCAGGUACAUUUACAAAUCCAGCAAGCAGUUCAUCAGCUCGUCCAGCCGAAAGCGGAAGCACAACCAGAGCAUAAGGGUUGUCGUGGCUGUGUUUUUCACCUGCUUUCUGCCCUAUCAUUUGUGCCGAAUACCCUUUACUUUUAGUCACCUGGACAAAAUUUUAGAUGACUCUGCCCAUAAAAUUUUGUAUUACUGUAAGGAAAUGACACUGUUCCUGUCCGCAUGCAAUGUCUGUCUGGAUCCAAUCAUCUACUUUUUCAUGUGCCGGUCGUUCUCACGAAGGCUGUUCAGGAAAUCCAACAUGAGAACCAGGAGCGAGAGCAUCAGGUCCCUGCAGAGCGUCAGGAGAUCAGAGGUGCGCAUCUACCACGAGUACACCGAUGUCUGAGGGCACCCACAGAGACUCUGCUCACUUGUGAGAUUGUUUGUAUAUCGUGUAAAUAAAAUGUCUCUUGGAGUAUCUGACCAUGGAAGCUCAUUAAGGAAUGUGCAGACAUGUUCAGCUCUUCUGUGUCAGCUCACCAACAUCCAUCUCAAAGCCCAUCCCCACAGGGAUCAGGCUCACUCCAGGAAGGUUUGGGGCUGUUUUGGUAGGUUGGUAGGUUGGUUGGUUGGUUUAAAGGCCAACCUAAGGCUGCCUCAGCUUAGAAAAUAACCCAGAGCUGCGGGAGGCUCCAGCCAGGAUGGACACACUCUGGCCUCAGAGCAGGAUCC
Molecule: messenger RNA, 1487 nt
Organism: Pseudopipra pipra
Lineage: Eukaryota; Metazoa; Chordata; Aves; Passeriformes; Pipridae
Gene: GPR87
Product: G protein-coupled receptor 87
Exons: 2
Coding region: 97-1161 (354 amino acids)
Biological process (GO): G protein-coupled receptor signaling pathway
Cellular component (GO): membrane
Molecular function (GO): G protein-coupled purinergic nucleotide receptor activity
Source: RefSeq, a predicted model, not a curated record